AUGACUUUUGUACAUGUGGGAACUGAGCAUGGAUUCUCCUUCUCCUUUGCAGGUGCUGAAAGCAUUGUGGCAAUUAUGAUUGGCAACCUGAAAGGCAUGGAGAUCUUGCACCGGAUUGAGAGUGGCAUGAAAGUGACCAUGGUUAUCGAAGUGGGGAAAAAGCAUGGCCCUUCCAUGAAUCAGUACUCCAUCUUCUUCAUCUCGGUGUCCUUUUUCAUUGUCACAGCAGCAACCAUGGGCUACUUCAUUUUUUAUUCUGCUCGGAGACUCAGGAUUGCAAGGGCCCAGUCCAAGAAUCAGAGACAACUGAAGGCCAAGGCUAAGAAGGCCAUUGAACAGUUACAGCUGCGCACCCUGAAGCAAGGGGACAAGGAAACUGGUCCUGAUGGAGAUACCUGUGUUGUGUGCAUUGAGCUGUACAAGCCCAACGAAGUAGUGCGUAUUCUGACCUGCAACCACCUCUUCCACAAGAGCUGUAUUGACCCCUGGCUUCUGGAACACAGGACGUGCCCCAUGUGCAAAUGUGACAUACUCAAGGUUUUGGGUGUUGAGGUGGAUGUAGAAGAAGUGGCUGAGUCUGUGCAAGCCACAGUAUCCAGUAGGACAUCAAAUAUCUCUGUAGUUAACGAAGAGGAUAAUCGCAGUGAAACAGCAUCAUCUGGAUAUGCUUCUGUACAAGGAGCAGAUGAAUCUGUUGUGGAGGAACAAGCCCCAUCAGAAAAUGACAACAUGCAUCUUGUAAACAACGAAUCCCAGCCCUCUGCUGUGAAUGUCCUUCCACAUGUUGACAACCCCAGUUUUGAGGCAGAUGAAACACAAGCCCAUGAAGUCAGGUCCUAA
Molecule: messenger RNA, 840 nt
Organism: Merops nubicus (carmine bee-eater)
Lineage: Eukaryota; Metazoa; Chordata; Aves; Coraciiformes; Meropidae
Gene: RNF128
Product: ring finger protein 128, E3 ubiquitin protein ligase
Exons: 6
Coding region: 1-840 (279 amino acids)
Source: RefSeq, a predicted model, not a curated record